Molecule: messenger RNA, 1970 nt
Organism: Cajanus cajan (pigeon pea)
Lineage: Eukaryota; Viridiplantae; Streptophyta; Magnoliopsida; Fabales; Fabaceae
Product: trans-cinnamate:CoA ligase, peroxisomal
Source: RefSeq, a predicted model, not a curated record
CAAAUCAACCCUCACUCUCAUAAUUCUUAUACUCAACACAAGCUUUUCCCUCUCCCUCUCUAUAUUAUUACCAGGUGAGAGUCAUAUCUAUCCACUUAGAUUAGAUUCUCUAACAUGGAUAACCUUCCAAAGUGCCAAGCAAACUACACCGCACUCACCCCUCUAACGUUUCUGCUGAGAGCUGCUGCAUGCUAUGCAAACAGAACCUCAGUCAUCCAUGAAGGAACCCGUUUCACUUGGUCUCAAACUUAUGACCGUUGUCUUCGCCUUGCCAACUCCCUCCGCUCCCUCAACCUUGCCACAAAUAAUGUUGUAUCAGUGCUGGCCCCUAACAUCCCAGCAAUGUAUGAGAUGCAUUUUGCAGUUCCCAUGGCAGGAGCAGUUCUGAACACCAUAAACACCCGUCUUGAUGCCAAGAAUAUCGCCACAAUCCUUCGCCACUCCGAAGCCAAAAUCUUCUUCGUGGACUAUGAGUUUGUCCCCAAGGCACGUGACGCCCUCAGGUUACUCAUGGACAACAACAAGAACAACCCAACAAAUCAACAACACAAUACAUUUUCUCAUUCUCUCCCUCUAGUGAUUGUCAUAGAUGACAUAAACUCCCCCACAGGGAUCCGUCUAGGGGAGCUAGAAUACGAGCAAAUGAUCCAUCAUGGUAACCCAAAUUACGUUCCUGAAACAAUCCAAGACGAGUGGUCCCCAAUUGCACUAAACUACACUUCAGGAACAACCUCAGAGCCAAAGGGUGUGGUGUAUAGCCACAGAGGAGCAUACCUGAGCACCCUGAGCCUAAUUCUAGGUUGGGAAAUGGGUGGUGAACCCGUUUAUCUUUGGACACUCCCCAUGUUCCACUGUAACGGGUGGACGUUCACGUGGGGCGUGGCCGCACGUGGCGGGACAAACGUGUGCCUCCGCAGCACUUUGGCAUGUGACAUAUACAGGAACAUAGCACUCCACAAGGUGACACACAUGUGUUGUGCACCAAUUGUCUUCAACAUAGUUUUAGAGGCAAAGGCUAGUGAGAGGCGUGAGCUGAAACACACGGUUGAGAUUCUCACUGGGGGAGCACCACCUCCAGCUUCUUUGCUUGAACAAAUUGAGUCACUAGGGUUUCAUGUGACACAUGCAUAUGGGCUCACCGAGGCCACAGGCCCGGCCCUAGUGUGUGAGUGGCAGAAGAUGUGGAACGGACUUCCUAAGAAGGAGCAGGCCCAGUUGAAGGCCCGCCAGGGGGUGAGUGUGGUGACGAUGGCUGAUGUUGAUGUGAAGAAUCUUGACACAAUGGAGAGUGUGCCAAGGGAUGGGAAGACCAUGGGGGAGAUUGUGUUGAAGGGAAGUGGGAUCAUGAUGGGGUAUUUUAAGGACCCUGUGGGAACUAGUAGGGCUUUUGGGAAUGGUUGGUUUAAAACUGGGGAUGUUGGUGUUGUGCACCCUGAUGGGUAUUUGGAGAUUAAGGACAGGUCAAAGGAUGUGAUAAUUUCAGGAGGGGAGAACAUAAGCAGUGUGGAGAUUGAGUCUCUUUUGUACAGGCAUCCAAGGGUGUUGGAGGCUGCUGUGGUGGCAAUGCCUCACCCUAGGUGGGGGGAGAGUCCUUGUGUUUUUGUUUCAUUGAAGAAAAACAACCUCAACCACAGCUUAAAAAAUGAUGUCACUGAGGCUCAGAUCAUUGCCUAUUGUAGGAAGAAUUUGCCUCACUUUAUGGUGCCUAAGAUGGUCAAGUUCAUGGAGGAGCUGCCAAAGACUUCAACUGGGAAGAUUCAGAAGUUUGAAUUGAGGGUCAUGGCUAAGGCUUUUGUGGUCUCAGAAAAUAAUAGUAACAACAAGUCUAGCCAAGUGAGUCAGAAUAAUAACAUUGGGGUUGGGGGGUAUAAUAAUAGUGAGCAAAUUUUGGCUGUGUCUCGUCUUUGAAUUCAGUUCCUGGUCUUUGUAUUUUGAAAAAAUGGAUAAAGAAUGAAUAUUGUGCGUACAUA